Molecule: messenger RNA, 1816 nt
Organism: Piliocolobus tephrosceles (Ugandan red Colobus)
Lineage: Eukaryota; Metazoa; Chordata; Mammalia; Primates; Cercopithecidae
Gene: C6H14orf119
Product: chromosome 6 C14orf119 homolog
Exons: 2
Coding region: 872-1294 (140 amino acids)
Source: RefSeq, a predicted model, not a curated record
CACACCCUCCCAUUUGGGCUCGCGCUGCUGCCGUUAAGGCGGGAACCGGCGCGAUCGCCAUUCCAGCGCGAACCUCACCAACCACCGUGCGCGCGGAUCCAGAGGCUCGCGCUGGCGGCCUGAGCGAGCUCGCGCCGAGCCCGGAUACUGCGCCUGCGCCGCGGCAGAGGCUCGUCUCUACCGGGUCCGCUCUCCUCCGAUACCCCAGCAACGCCGACUCCUCACCCCUUUGAGCCGCUUGACUAGGGCACUCUUCUGCCCGCUCUUGGCUAGGCCUCGCUGCUCCAGUGCGGCCUUCAGGUCGGUCACCCGCAGCGCCUGAAGAGGCUUCCCGUCCAGAGUCACCUCCUCCAGCUCCGCCAUCUUGCGUGAGGUACUCGGGUCCGUCCCGACGGCUUCGGGCAUCUUCGGUAAUUUCCGCCAACGCCCUUCGAACGUACCGAGAUGACCCCGCCCACUGCCAUACUCUACCCCUCGAUUACCACUCAGCACUCUCCGGCUUCCUCCGGAUGUCCUCGGAUAUUUCCGUCUCCACAUCGGCACCAAUCAAUUCUUUCCAUCCGCCCUGCAGCUCCCCUAUUCUCGCCCUGCUUUCAGGCUCGGUUUUCUUCGUCUUGCCGAAGCUUUGAAUCGAAUAUGUUCGGAAGCCCUCGACUCUGGUAUAACCAUAAUCGGAGAUGUUCGUUUAUCUCCGUACCUGGCGAUGGGGCGCUGGGGCGCUUGGGUGUUUGGGGCGGGUCCGAGGCCGGAAGUGCGUGGGCUGCCGGGCUGGCCCAGCUUAGGGUUUUCAGGAAAUUUGGAAGCUGCAGCCGUAGUUGGAGUCUAAGGACUCCUGACAAUCUUCGGGUGCCCUCCGAGAGAAAAGGGGAGGAUGUCACUGGAGUCAUCCUCUUCAAUGCCGCUAUCCUUCCCAUCUCUCUUACCCUCAGUACCACACAAUACUAACCCUUCCCCUCCUCCGAUGUCUUACAUCACCUCCCAGGAGAUGAAGUGUAUUCUUCACUGGUUUGCCAAUUGGUCAGGUCCCCAGCGUGAACGUUUCCUAGAGGACCUGGUAGCUAAGGCAGUGCCAGAAAAAUUACAGCCACUGCUGGAUAGUCUGGAGCAGCUUAGUGUGUCUGGGGCAGACCGACCGCCUUCUAUCUUUGAGUGCCAGCUACAUCUUUGGGAUCAGUGGUUUCGAGGCUGGGCUGAGCAGGAGCGCAAUGAAUUUGUCAGACAGCUGGAGUUCAGUGAGCCAGACUUCGUGGCAAAGUUUUACCAAGCAGUGGCUGCUACAGCUGGUAAGGACUGAUAGGCUUUCGGACCAAAGAAGAUAACCAUAGCUGAUGGAGCCAAGGCCAUGACUCUAUACAAUGAUAAUUCAAAUGUGUCAUCUAAAACUCUGGAACUGGUAUUCGGACCAGCUGACUGAACUCACUGACCAGUAUAGGCAUGGUUAUUUCAACAGUAAUAGCAUGUCAACUGGACUCCUAUUUGUGAAUAUUAUCAAUCUAAGCAAUCCCGCUUAUCAGUCUACUAGUUUGCUUCUUUCUAAGAGAUGUCAAAUCCUCAAGAAUUUGAUGGCUUCUUCUGCAGCUAUAACCAAAAGGAACCUACACAUUAUAACUCAGGCCCACUGCUGGCUCAUGAAGUGUGUAAAGUAAAACCCUCCUUCCCCAGAAAUAAGACAGGACAAUAAAAGGUGACAUUUUUAUAAUUUACCUGGAUUCCAUUGGCUGGUUUUACCACUCCUAUCAGAUUCUAGUGUAAUUGUAUGAUACCCAAACCAUUAGUUUUCCCAGUGAUGAUUUAAUAAAAUUAUGAAAAAUCAGGA